Messenger RNA from Saccoglossus kowalevskii, 1725 nucleotides. RefSeq lists its product as uncharacterized. Lineage: Eukaryota; Metazoa; Hemichordata; Enteropneusta; Harrimaniidae. The record is from RefSeq and is a predicted model, not a curated record.
AUGUCAAAAUUAAAGAAUGUUGCAGCCAAAUACAAAUUCGAAUCUGACAAAGAAAUGGAAGAAAGGUUAGUGGAUCAACUAAUAUGGGGUUCAUGUCAUCCAGAUGUUCAAAAGAAAUUGAUUGGGCGAUAUGAGAAGCUUACACUCAAAGAUGCGAUAGAUGUAGCCCGCAGUUUUGAGGCAACAAACAAACAAAUGAGAUUGCUUGCAAGUAACCAGGACUAUUCCUCACCAAAAAAAUCUGUGAAUACAAUCAAAAAGUAUAGCAAGCCACGAAGCUACAAGCCACAACAACAGACAAAAAUAUGUAACAAUUGUGGGAAAACGCAUGAUAUUUCUGCACGAAAAAAUUGUCCUGCGUAUAGAUCUCAGUGUCACAAGUGUGGAAAAAUGAACCACUGGCAAUCAGUAUGCAAAUCAUCAAAGAAAAUACAAAAUCGUCCACCAACACAACGCAGUAAUAGACAGCAGAUACAUGAUGUGGGGUACAACACAGAUAUGACGGAAGAAGAAACCCUGACAAUCGGAACUAUUCAUGAAGAUGACAACCGAGAGGAAGUGUAUACAAUACUGCAAAUUGAACGUGCUGAAGUGACACAGAAAAUAAACCUGAAAUGCAAAGUUGACACAGGCGCCCAGAGCAAUGUAGUCCCAUUGCGUCUAUUUCGUAUUAUCUUUCCAGAUAAAAUAGAUAGUAAAGGCAACCCCAAACCAAACGCAUUACAAGGAACAAACAUGAUUCUAUCAGCAUAUGGAGGAUCGCAAAUCAAACAGUUGGGAACAAUAACAAUCCCUUGUCAACACAGAGGAAGGAAAAUUAACUGUAUUUUCUAUGUGACAGAUGCAACAGGUCCUGCCAUCCUAGGCCCAAAAGUACCACCUGUAGUACAUGCAGCUCGUCGAAUACCAAUAGACCUCAGAGACAGACUCAAAACAGAACUAACUGAAAUGAAAAACAAAAAUAUAAUUACCAAAGUUAACCAACCUACUGAUUGGGUCAACUCGCUUGUCAUUCGAGAGAAAGAAAAUGGCAGAUUACGACUGUGCUUGGAUCCCAAAGACUUGAACACUGCAAUCAAGUGGGAACACCACCCUACACCAACACUUGAAGACAUCACACAUAAGCUGACUGGUGCAAAAUUGUUCAGUAAACUCGAUGCUAGGAACGGAUAUUGGAAUGUUAAACUAGAUGAAGAGUCAUCAGUACUAACAACAAUCAACACUCCAUUUGGUCGGUACAGAUUCCUACGAAUGCCAUUUGGACUCCGCAUGAUUCAAGACGUUUUCCAGUUCAAAGUUGAUGAAGCAUAUCGCAACUGCAAAGGAGCCAUAGGCAUAGCAGAUGACAUACAAGUAUAUGGUUCAAAUGAAACAGACCAUGACUUACAUCUACAUGAAGCUAUGGAAGACACCAGACGGGCAGGCAUAAAACUAAACAGAGAUAAAUGUCACAUAAAAAGCAGAGAAUGCAGUUUCUAUGGUAUGAUAUACACCGCUGAAGGAGUUAAACCAAGUCUAGACAAAGUCAGAGCCGUAGAAAUGAUGCAGCCCCCAAAUGACAAGAAAGAACUGCGAACAUUUCUUGGUCUUGUAACAUACAUGGGUCCAUUCAUACCCAAGCUGUCAGACCACACAGCAUUACUGAGAGAACUCAUCAAAGACAACUCAGAAUUCGUUUGGACGCCAACACACACAAAGAGUUUCGACAACACUCGCCUACUAUAA